AUGUCUUCUGAAGAAUAUCCAAUUAUUAGAAGCGGUGGUUCUCUUCUUCUGGCUUGGCGCACAAAAAACAAAAAUGUACUUAUUGUUGGUGGUGGUGAAGUUGCAACAAGUCGAGUCAUAAAAUCUUUAGAAGCAGACGCACUUAUAACAUUAGUAUGCCCAGAAAAAGGUCUUAAGGAUGAAUUAAAAUAUCGUAUUCAACAAAAACAAAUUCAUAAAUGGAUAAAUAGGGAAUUUGAAAAUUCCGACUUAGAGGGAAUUGAUAUGACUUUAGUAGCUAUUGAUGAUCCGAUUAGGUCAAAAGAAAUUUGCGUAAUGUGCCGAGAAAGGAAAAUUCCAGUGAAUGUAGCUGAUGUACCGUUGAUGUGUGAUUUUUACUUUAUGGCAGAACAUCGUGAUGGGCCACUUCAAAUAGCUGUAUCAACUAAUGGUCAAGGUCCAAAAUUAGCAACUAUAAUUCGUGACCGUUUAGCAGAGAAUUUACCAAAAGGAAUUGCAGGUGCAAUUAAGGGUGUUGGACUUUUAAGACAAAAAGUUAGAGAGACUGAUCCAAGUCAUACUUCGUCUAAAAAAAGAAUGAAUUGGAUGUCAAGAAUUUGUCAACAAUGGACCUUGGAAGAAUUACAACAGUUAGAUGAAGAAAAAAUUACUACAUUGAUGUCUUUUUACGAGAAUGAUGAUGUUCCUAAUAUUUCAUUGAUUAAAGAACGUACUUUACAGAAAGACCGAGAUGAAACUCUUGAAAAGCAAAUUGAUUCUAACAAAAAAGGCCGUAUCAUUCUGGUUGGGGCAGGUCCAGGAGAUCCAGAACUUAUGACUGUUAAAGCUACUAAAGCACUCAUGUCAGCAGAUUUAAUUGUAUCUGAUCGACUCGUUCCUCCUGCUAUAUUCUCAAAUGUUACAUGUGAAAUUCGUUUAGCACCUGCAAAAUCAGGGGAAGAUAAAACACCUGAAUCACAAGAUCAAAUUCAAACUUGGUGUCUUGAUGCAUUAAAUGAAGGUAAAACUGUCAUACGACUGAAAGUUGGUGAUCCAUUUUUGUUUGGACGUGGAGGAGAAGAAUUAGCAUACUUCAGAGAUAAAGGUUGGAACGUUGAAGUUAUUCCCGGAAUAAGUAGUGCAUUAUCGGCGCCGAUGGCCGCAGAUGUACCUGUGACACAUAGAGGGUUGUCAGACCAAGUACUCAUCAUAACUGGUCAGGGAACCAAAGGACGAUUUCCAGAACUACCUAAAUAUCACGAGAUGCGUACUACAGUUGUACUCAUGGCUGUUGGUAAAGCGAAUGAAUUAUCAAAAGAGUUAUUAGAUAAAGGGUAUCCCGAAAAUUUACCUUCAGUAUUUGUAGAGAAUAGUAAUCGUCCUGAAGAAAGGAUCAUUCCCGCGACGGUUUCAACAUUAGGUGAGGUGGUAGAAAAACAACAGGUAGUUUCUCCGGCGACACUUAUCAUUGGCCGAUCGGUAAAUGCAUUAACCAUUUAA
Messenger RNA from Dentiscutata erythropus, 1479 nucleotides. The record is from the annotation of a GenBank genome assembly. Lineage: Eukaryota; Fungi; Glomeromycota; Glomeromycetes; Diversisporales; Gigasporaceae.